Molecule: messenger RNA, 363 nt
Organism: Penicillium malachiteum
Lineage: Eukaryota; Fungi; Ascomycota; Eurotiomycetes; Eurotiales; Aspergillaceae
Product: putative prefoldin subunit 1
Exons: 3
Coding region: 1-363 (120 amino acids)
Biological process (GO): protein folding
Cellular component (GO): cytoplasm; prefoldin complex
Molecular function (GO): protein folding chaperone
Source: RefSeq, a predicted model, not a curated record
AUGUCUAUCCCUCCUGAGGCCCUGCAGAAGCUCCUGCAAGAAAUCGAAACCCGCGCCCUUGCCUCCCAACAGCAGAUUGGCAUCACCAAGGCACAGCAGACCGCCAAGCAGCGCGAGAUCCGCAUGCUGCAGUUGACAUCAAAGGAGCUAUCAGAAUUGCCAUCAGACACAAAUGUGUAUGAGGGUGUGGGCAAGAUGUUCGUGAAUGUCCCCAUCAACACCAUCAAUAAGCGCCUUACCCGCGAGAGCUCCGAGGCUACUUCCGAGAUUGCCAACUUGGAGAAGAAGCUGCAAUACCAUGAGACAACGUUCAAGAAUAGUCGCGAGAACUUCGAGCAGAUCCUUAAGUCUGGCCGGGCGUGA